GAGCCAUGGCUGCUUCUGGGAGUCACAUCCAGCGUCUCCGUGAUGAAGCCACUUGCUCCAUCUGCCUGGAUUACUUCAAGGAUCCAGUCACCAGCCCAGAGUGUGGGCACAGCUACUGCCGAUCCUGCUUGAUCCAGUGCUGGGGGGAAUCGGAGGCAGAGGCUUCCUGCCCUCAGUGCAGAGAAAGAGUUCAGAGAAGGAACCUCAUCCCCAACUGGCAACUGGCUAACGUGGUAGAAAUAGCCCAGAAUCUCAGCCUUCAAGAAGGAAAGGAGGAAGGAGGGAAAGGAGGAGUCUGUGUGAAGCACCAGGAGCCCCUGAAACUCUUUUGUAAGGAGGAUGAAGCCCUCAUCUGCCUGGUGUGUGACAGAUCCAAGGAGCACAAAGAGCACCAGGUGAUUCCUCUAGAGGAGGCUUCCGAGGAGUACAAGGGAGAGAUCUGUAACCACCUGGAGAUUCUGAGGAAAGAGAGAGAGGAAAUUCUGGCCUAUCAAGCAGACCUGGACAAGGAAAGCAAAGACCUCCUGAAAUUGCCAGAAACGGAGAGGCUGAAGACUGUGCAGAAGUUCAGAGAACUGCGCCAGUUCCUGGAAGAACAAGAGAAACAUCGGCUGAAUCAAGUGGAAGAGGUAGAGAAGGAGAUUGCAGGGAGAAGGGAUGAGCAGCUGGCCAGACUCUCCAGGAAACUCUCCUCUCUUGAGAAGAUCAUCCAGGAGAUGGAGGAAAAGUGUCAGCAGCCAGCGAGUGAACUUCUGCAGGAUGUGAGAAGCACCUUGCAGAGGAAAGGAAACACCCAGCGACUAAACACUGAGAAAGUGAAACUUAACUCGGGUCUUUUGCGUGAGGGAGCCAUGGCGGCUUCUGGGCGCCCCGUCGAGAAUCUUUGCGAUGAAGCCACUUGCUCCAUCUGCCUGGAUUACUUCAAGGAUCCAGUGAUUAUCGCAGAGUGUGGGCACAACUUCUGCCGGUCCUGCCUGAUCCAGUACUGGGGGGGAUCGGAGGCAGAGGCUUCGUGCCCUCAGUGCAGAGAAAGAGUCCAGAGAAGGAGCCUAAUCCCCAACCGGCAACUGGCUAACGUGGUAGAAUUAAUCGAGAAUCUCAGCGUUCAAGGAGGGAAAGAAGAAGAAAGAAAUGGAGGAGUCUGCGAGGAUCACCAGGAGCCCCUGAAACUCUUUUGCAAGAUAGAUGAAGCCCCCAUCUGCGUGGUGUGUGACAGAUCAAAGGAGCACAAACACCACGAGGUGAUUCCCCUGAAGGAGGCUUUCGAGGAAUACAAGAGAGAGAUCUGUAGCCGCCUGGAGAUUCUGAGGAGAGAGAGAGAAGAAAUUCUGGCCUAUCAAGCAGACCUGGACAAGGAAAGCAAAGACCUUUUUAAAUUGACAGAAACGGAGAGGCUGAAGACUGUGGAGAAGUUCAGAGAGCUGCGCCAGUUUCUGGUAGAACAGGAAAAACGUCUGCUGAAUCAUGUGGAAGAGGUGGAGAAGGAGAUUGCAGGGAGAAGGGAUGAGCAGCUGGCCAGACUCUCCAGGAAACUAGCCUCCCUUGAGAAGAUCAUCCAGGAGAUGGAGGAAAAGCGUCAGCAGCCAGCGAGUGAACUCCUGCAGGAUGUGAGAAGGACCUUGCAGAGGUAUGAGAAAAGAGAGAGUCCAGAGAAGCCACUGGCUUUCCCUCCAGAGCUGAAGAACAGGAUCUUGGAAUCCUGUGAUCUAAAUCACCUUGUGGAGGAUGCAAUGAAACAAUUUAAAGAUGCUGUGUUAUACAGAAAACCGAUUCAGAAAGAUGUUCAGUCAUUCAGAAAUCUUCAGAGAGCAAAUGUGACUCUGGAUCCAGACACAGCCCAUUCCAGGCUCAUCCUGGAUCGGAAAAGCGUUAGAUGGGGAGACAAAGAGCAAGUCCUGACGGACAAUCCUGAGAGAUUCAACAGCUGGCCUUGUGUGUUGGGACGUGAGGGAUUCACAGCAGGCAGACAUUUCUGGGAAGUCAAUGUGGAAAGUGGGGAAUGGUGGGCUUUGGGGGUCGCCAGCAAGUCUGUGAGGAGAAAGGGCAGCUUCUCCUUUAGGCCUGAGGAAGGAAUCUGGGCUGUGGGGAAGCCUGGAGGCAAGUACAGGGCCUGGACAUCCCCUGAUCCCUCUCCUCUGUCCCUGAAUGAGGAUCCCAGGAGGAUCCGGGUGACUCUGGACUAUGAAGGGAGACGUGUGUCUUUUUCUGACGCUGACUCAGGAGCCGAACUCUACACGUUCUCAGGAGCCUCAUUCUCUGGAGAGACCCUCCUCCCUUUCUUUUAUCUGUGGGGGUAUAAAUCCCACCUUAGGAUCUCCUGAGGAGACUAAAUCUGCCUCUCAGGCCCAGCAGGAGUUUCUCUCCAGACCAGAGUAACCGAUAUGAAAAACAUUUAC
This is a messenger RNA of Lacerta agilis (Sand lizard), 2396 nucleotides long. RefSeq names its product E3 ubiquitin-protein ligase TRIM7-like. The record is from RefSeq and is a predicted model, not a curated record. The transcript has 12 exons. Bases 6 to 2321 code for a protein of 771 amino acids. NCBI's taxonomy places the organism in Eukaryota, Metazoa, Chordata, Lepidosauria, Squamata, Lacertidae. Gene Ontology annotation, molecular function: protein binding; zinc ion binding.